AUGCCUGUUACUGCCCUUAUGGUCUGUUUCUUGGUUUUAUUGGGUUUAGUUAACAGUUGUUGGGAUGGAAUGUUAAAUUGUUCAAUCACGAGUGUGAGGGUUUCUUUGGAUUGGUCAGUAAG
This is a messenger RNA of Dentiscutata erythropus, 122 nucleotides long. NCBI's taxonomy places the organism in Eukaryota, Fungi, Glomeromycota, Glomeromycetes, Diversisporales, Gigasporaceae. The record is from the annotation of a GenBank genome assembly.